GGUAAAAAGCCAGACGCUAUCAUGACUGAUGCGCUAAAUGAGUUAUUGCAGGCGACGGAAAAUAAUCGCGAGCUGCAGCAAAUGUUAACAACAUACAACCAAGUGGAGGAGUUAAAUCCCGUAACAGUUUUGGAAUUGUUUAAAACUAUACCCAAAAGCGAUAUACCAUUGCUCGGCAUGACUUCAGAUAACGCCAGCCCAGCAAAUCUAAUUGUAACACGCGUUUUUGUACCGCCUGUAUGCAUUCGACCUUCGGUGCUGUCCGAAGUUAAGGCGGGAACCACUGAAGAUGAUUUAACAAUGAAACAAAGUGAAAUCUUGCUCAUCAACGAUGUCAUACAAAAGCAUAUGACUGGUGGUGGCAAGAUCGAGCUCAUCCAGGAAGAUUGGGACUUUUUACAAUUGCACGUAGCACUGUAUUUUCACAGCGAAAUCUCUGGUAUACCGCUUAAUAUGGCGCCAAAGAAAACGACACGCGGUAUUGUGCAACGUUUGAAAGGCAAACAGGGUCGCUUUCGUGGCAAUCUGUCAGGCAAACGUGUGGACUUCUCUGGACGAACUGUUAUCUCACCCGAUCCUAACUUAAUGAUACACCAAGUGGGCGUACCAGAACGCGUUGCCAAGAUACUUACCUAUCCAGAGCGUGUCAACCCCGCAAAUAUACAAAAAAUGAAAGAACUGGUCAAAAAUGGUACACAAAAGCAUCCAGGCGCAAAUUACGUGCAGCAGCGUGGUUCAACAUUCAAAAAAUAUCUGGCCUAUGGUAAUCGGGAUAAAGUUGCACAUGAUCUAAAAUGUGGCGACAUUGUUGAGCGUCAUUUAAGCGAUGGCGAUAUAGUACUCUUCAAUCGUCAACCUUCACUACAUAAAAUGUCCAUUAUGUGUCACCAGGCUAAGGUGCAACCGCAGCGCACAUUCCGCUUCAACGAAUGCGCAUGCACUCCUUACAAUGCUGAUUUUGAUGGUGAUGAAAUGAAUUUGCACUUACCACAAACAGAGGAGGCACGUGCCGAGGCUUUAAUACUCAUGGGCAACAAAUCUAAUUUGAUAACACCGAAAAAUGGCGAAAUACUUAUAGCAGCCACACAAGAUUUCAUUACAGGCGGCUACUUGCUAACACAAAAAGAUGAAUUUCUCACCAAGGAGCAGGCAAUGCAACUGGCAGCUUGUUUUCUAGCUGGACCCGAUGCUAAUAUGCGCAUAGAUAUGCCACCUCCAGCAAUAUUAAAGCCGCGCAAACUCUGGACAGGCAAACAAAUAUUCAGCCUACUGCUGCGUCCGAACAAGCAAUGCCCAGUGAAGACAAAUUUAAUAACAAAAGGUCGCAACUACACUAGUAACUAUGACUUGUGUGUUCGAGAUUCGUGGGUAAUUGUGCGGAACUCAGAGCUUAUUUGUGGUUCAAUGGACAAAAGUACGCUGGGUUCUGGAACGAAAAAUUGCAUAUUCUACGUUAUAUUGCGUGAUUUUGGGGAACUCUACGCCACCAAAUGCAUGUGGCGUUUAGCGAGGAUCGCUUCAUUUUUCAUACAAAAUCGUGGCUUCUCUUUUGGAAUCAGCGAUGUUACACCUAGCAAUAAACUGCUUGAGGAAAAACAAAAAUUGUUGGAAAGAGGCUACGCCAAAUGCGAUGAAUACAUUUUAGAGAUGAAAAAGGGUACAUUACAAUGUCAGCCCGGUUGUACGCCAGAACAAACGCUCGAAGCAGUAAUGUUGCGUGAACUCUCCUCAAUUCGCGAACAGGCAGCUAAAGCUUGCUUCCGUGAACUACAUCCCACAAACAGUGCACUUAUUAUGGCACUAUCCGGUUCGAAAGGUUCCAACAUCAAUAUUUCACAGAUGAUUGCCUGUGUCGGGCAGCAGGCCAUAAACGGCAAGCGUGUGCCAAAUGGAUUUGAAAAUCGUGCGCUGCCACAUUUCGAGAAGUUCUCGGCUAUACCGGCGGCGCGUGGUUUUGUGCAAAAUAGUUUUUACUCUGGUCUUACGCCUACGGAAUUCUUCUUCCACACGAUGGCUGGUCGUGAAGGUUUGGUCGAUACAGCUGUAAAAACGGCGGAAACUGGUUAUCUCCAGCGUCGUUUGGUGAAGUGUCUGGAAGAUCUGGUAGUGCAUUACGAUGGCUCCGUACGCAACGCAAUUGGUGAAAUAGUCGAGCUUAUUUACGGUGGUGACGGUUUAGAUCCGGUUUUCAUGGAAGUCAAAAACAAGCCAGUGGAUAUGGUGCGUCAAUUAAAUCAUUUGCGCGCCAUUGUACCGGAUCGCAAGGGUACACCACUACCUGCAUCUGAAAUUCCGCCUGUAGCACGUAAAAUUAUUUCAGAAGACGAAUUCACCAUGAGCCGAAAAGAUUUUCAAAACGAAAUUAUCUCCUUCAUUGAUAAGGUGGCUCAAAAGAUCGCUGGCGUACAAGCAAAGUACAGACGACAUCCGAAAUUGGCACAUGAAAUUGAACGUCUCACCGAAGAACAAAUUCGUACUUUCAUGCGUUGGGUAAACGACAAAUACAAUCGCGCUGUCACUGAGCCUGGCACUGCUGUAGGGGCUGUAGCGGCGCAAAGUAUCGGUGAGCCGGGCACACAAAUGACAUUGAAGACGUUCCAUUUUGCUGGUGUCGCCUCCAUGAACAUUACACAGGGUGUACCGCGUAUCGUUGAGAUUAUAAACGCUACCAAAACCAUUUCAACGCCAAUUAUAACAGCGGAAAUUGAGAAUAACAUUAGCAUGGAAUUUGCGCGUAAAGUAAAGUCGCGUAUUGAGAAGACCACGUUAGGGGAGAUUUCAUCGUACAUUGAGGAAGUUUACAGGUCAGAUGACUGCUUCUUAGUCAUACGUUUAGACUUGAAUCGUAUUAAAGUAUUAGGCUUAGAGAUUAACGCCGAAACUGUACGUUAUUCGAUUUGCACCUCCAAACUACGAAUCAAGCCAGCGCUAGUGGAUGUUGUCGGCGCGUCAGUGAUCACAGUACAUAUUGAUACCUCAAAACAUGGUGCCUCACUCAAUGCUGAGCUACAACGUCUAACCAUUUCCAUACAAAAUGUUGUCGUAGCUGGUUUGCCGAACAUCUCACGCGCUGUCAUUGCUAUAGACGACGCACACUCACCGCCAACCUAUAAGUUAUGCAUUGAAGGCGCUGGUUUGCGUGAUGUUAUGGCCACAUUCGGCGUUGUGGGCGCACGCACCAAAAGUAACAACAUCUGGGAAGUGUAUAAUACUUUGGGUAUUGAAGCAGCACGUACCACUAUUAUGACUGAAAUCACAGAUGUAAUGGAGGGCCACGGCAUGACUGUGGAUCAUCGUCAUGUAAUGUUGCUGGCAAGCCAGAUGACGUCACGUGGUGAAGUUUUGGGUAUAACUCGGCAUGGUUUGGCGAAGAUGCGAGAGUCUGUAUUCAAUUUAGCAUCGUUCGAAAAAACCGCCGAUCACCUAUUCGAUGCCGCGUACUUUGGCCAAACCGAUGCUGUUGAUGGCGUCUCCGAGCGUAUUAUCCUAGGCAUGCCCGCCUCAAUCGGUACCGGACUCUUUAAGCUUAUACACAAUCACGAGGACACCGCGUUGCCGGAAGUGGAUCCGCCAUUAUUUCAUGCUGUAACAGCGUGACCAUUUAGUUUAAUGCCUAUACUCGGGUGAUAUUUAUGUAGGUAACUCAUUGCAAAAAAUACCGGUGCUGCUGCGUUCUGCACGAAAUAAAUUGGGACUCCUAUCUUAA
Rhagoletis pomonella (apple maggot) is the source of this 3706-nucleotide messenger RNA. RefSeq names its product DNA-directed RNA polymerase III subunit RPC1 (gene Polr3A). The transcript has 10 exons. The record is from RefSeq and is a predicted model, not a curated record. The coding region runs from base 22 to 3597 and encodes 1191 amino acids. Gene Ontology annotation, biological process: DNA-templated transcription. Gene Ontology annotation, molecular function: DNA binding; DNA-directed RNA polymerase activity. NCBI's taxonomy places the organism in Eukaryota, Metazoa, Arthropoda, Insecta, Diptera, Tephritidae.